CAGACACACACACACACACACGCCACCUCCGACGCGUUUCAUCAAUUCCUUCUCCGCGACUCUACGCGGCUGCUGCUGCUGCUGGUGGUGGUGGUGGUGUUGCGCGUCGUAAUCAUCAUCAUCAUCAUCAUCAUCAUAACAAUAACAAUAAUAAACUAGAGACGAGAAGAGAGGAAGACGUGAUGUGCUGAGCAAAAAAAAAAAAGCCAUGAGACAGGAGACCGGAGUGUGUGUGAGUGAACAACACAGCGCGCUAAGAGAGCUACAAAUCCGGCCCAGAUGCAGCUGAGAGUCCGAGCGCGCUCCAUUUUUACUCUAAACUAAAAACAAAAAAACAAAAACAAAAACAAAAAAACAAAAACCCUCCUCACUGUGCACUGGAGACGACUUCGCGUUUGCUCUGCCUGGCUGUCCGAGGACUGAGGAUUUUACUCUUUCCCGAGAAAUGGAUUUGGAGGAUUAAUAAGAUAAGGCGAAUUAAAAAGAAAUAAAAACACCCCCCGCCCCGGACGACAUGAGCGCGCAGUGACAGCGCGCCGCAGCGCCGCGUAAAAGCCUCCGAGAGACAACUUUUUUCCCCUCCUCUGGUCCGGCUGGCACUCUCACUCCGACAAUGGAUGAGUUCCAUCCGUUCAUCGAGGCACUGCUGCCGCACGUCCGCGCCUUCGCCUACACCUGGUUCAACCUGCAGGCGCGCAAACGCAAGUACUUCAAAAAGCACGAGAAGCGCAUGACCAAAGACGAAGAGCGCGCUGUGAAGGACGAGCUGCUGGGCGAGAAGCCCGAGGUCAAGCAGAAAUGGGCGUCGCGUCUGCUCGCCAAGCUGCGCAAAGACAUCCGGCCAGAGUGCCGCGAGGACUUCGUGCUGUCCAUCACAGGCAAGAAAGCACCGUGCUGCGUGCUCUCUAACCCUGACCAGAAGGGAAAGAUGAGAAGGAUCGACUGCCUGAGGCAGGCUGACAAAGUGUGGAGACUCGACUUGGUCAUGGUGAUCCUGUUCAAGGGGAUUCCUCUGGAAAGCACGGACGGGGAGCGUCUGGUCAAGGGGGCGCAGUGUUCCAACCACGUCCUGUGCGUCCAGCCGCACCACAUCAGCGUCUCUGUCAAGGAGCUGGAUCUCUACCUGGCAUACUUCGUGCAGGAAAGAGAGGCAGCGGAGCAGGGCAGUAGUCCUCGCACAGGUAUCGGCUCCGACCAAGAAGAUAGUCGAGCCGCCACAAUGGAUGGGCCCGAGUUUCAGGAGAGCUUUGUCACGUCGGGAGUGUUCAACGUGACCGAACUGGUACAAGUGUCCAGAACGCCGGUGGUGACAGGAACAGGGCCAAACUUCUCUCUCGGGGAGCUGCAGGGACACCUGGCUUACGAUCUGAACCCUACAGGCGUGACCAUGAGGAGAACCCUGCCCAGCACCUCCUCUAGCGGGAGUAAGAGGCAGAAGUCCAGCUCUGUGGAGGGUGACAUCGACACCAGCCCUGGGGGCGAGUACUACACCUCACCCAACUCCCCCGCUAGCAGCUCCCGAAACUGGCCUGAUGAGAUGGAAGGAGGUAUCUCCCCGGUGAAGAAGACUGAGAUGGACAGUCCAUCUCCUCAGGAGAGUUCUCCACGCCUUGGCAGCUUCACACAACACCACAGACCUGUCAUUGCAGUGCACAGCGGUUUGUGUUUCCCUGCAGGUAUCUCUCGGAGUCCGCACCCAUCGUCAUCGCUGCAUUUUUCGACGGCUCCCAUCCUGCCCCAGCCGACAUCCACCUACUUUCCUCACACGGCCAUCCGCUACCCGCCCCACCUCACCUCACAAGACCCGCUCAAGGACCUGGUCACAAUGGCCUGCGACCCUUCCAAUCAACAGCCCAGCCCGCUGAAUGGCAGUGGUCAGGUGAAGGUCCCCCCCCACUACAUCUCCUCUCAGAUGCUGGCCCCCCCGCCUCCCCCGGCCCUGCCUCGCCUCACGCUGCCCCCUGACUCCAAACCCAGCAGCACCUCGCCAGACGCAGCCGCCACCUCGCCCACCUCCCCCACAUACUCUGCUCCCGGGACACCACCUGCCAACCGCUCCUUCGUAGGAAUCGGCCCUCGGGACCCUGCGAGUCUGUAUCAGGCUCAGUCCUGGUAUCUGGGGAACUGAUUGGGACUCGGCGGAUACACCAAAGCGGGCGUGGACACGGAUUUUGAGAAUUUUUCCUUUUUUUUUUGUGGAAUUACGAAAAACAAGAACAAGAUGAUGCCAGAGGGAAAAUGUUGAUUAUAUAUGCAGUAUUUGUAUAUAUACAGCAUAUGUGUGUACGUAGCGACGCAUAUGUGCACACGUAUAUACGCCUAAAGCUAUAUAAAACGCUUCAGUACAAACUUUUUUAUUUGUUUUGUUUCCCGGAAAAAGACAGUAGGAGGACGGAAUGUCGGAGGAGCUCGAGUAGACUGCGGAUGCAUGAACAGAGAAGAGAAAAGAGGAGAAAGAGAGAGAGAGAGAGGAUGUUUAUCGGGAGGGGCGGCCAUGUCGAACCGCUGGCCAGAGACUGAACAAUUUCGGAAAGGAAAAAAAUAAAUAAACCACGCCCACUUUGCUCCUGGAUCCUGGACACGAACGGCCCGCCCUCCUCUUCCUCUUCCUCUUCCUCCUUCUGCUACAGGUGCUGCUUCCUCAUAUAUGCAAAAUUACCUACGUUUUCUUUCCAGGGAAAGGAAGCCCUGAUGACGGACGGGGUUAUUUUUCUUUUUUUUUUAGCGCUUUAGGACUUUCCCACGCGUUCAGAGCUGAUUGUCUCCCUCUUAAUUUUCCUCAUUUUUUCCUUUUUAAAGAAAUCUGAAUGUGGGCAGAGGUUUCGGGGCAAAAUGAAGGGUGGAUGACUUCCCCUUAAUUUCCCUUCAGCUAACGUUCGGGCCAAAAUGGCCACUUUUUGUUCAGUUUUAUUAUUGACAAUCAUGUUAUCUUGAUUUUUUUUUUUUUUUCCAUCUGACAUUUAUAUUGGAGAUCCACGAGUUCAGUGGGUGCCUGAAUUUAUUUUUUCUUUUUAAACUUUGGUACAUCUGUGACCUUAGAGGUCACAGUCAGUGUGUGUGUGUGUGUGUUAGGUCACAUUACGCUCACAUAUACACACACACACACACACACACACACAUACACACACACACACACACACACAUAUAUUGACACGCCCUUACAAACAGUCUUCAGAAAUGGCAUGUACUGUUAAUACACUAAGCGAAGGGCGAACCCAAGCCUUCAGAUGAUUUCGGCGCGUGACCGAGCACCUUUUUGUCUUUUCUGUGUCACGCUGGAAAUCGUUCAGUGCGUGUGUGUGUGUGUGUGUGUGUGUCGUCCGUGUACGUUGCGUUCUUUUCUCUUGUGUCAGAAUUAAAUCAGAAAACAACGACAACAACAAAAAAUUUCCCCCUAAUUUUUAAAAUCUGAGGAAUUUUUUUUUUAAUUGUUUCUAAAAAUUUUAGUUUGAACCUUCUUCUAUUUCCCUGAAAAAUAGAAAACUGAUAAAACUGGGGUCAACAAAUGCAGAAACAAUUUAGACGAUUCAAGCAACAUUCAUAUAUUGCAGCACCCUGAAUUUUUUAUUUGUAUUUUAAUUUUUUUAAAUAUAUUUAAAAAAAAUUUUUAAAAAGCACACAGUGAUCCGUAUAAGCAGCACAUCAGGCUCUAAAAGUGAUCUUUAAUCGCUAAUCUACUCUCCUUUUCACUCCUGAUCCCUCUGGAUCCCUCGAGAUUCGUUCAUUUUACCUCUAAAUUCACGAUUAUUCCAUAUUUCAAUUUAAAUUUCGAUCUAAAAUUCCUAAAAAGAAACCUGAACGAACACAGCGUACCCGGACCGUGUGUGUGUGUGUGUGUGUGUGUGUGUGUGUGUGUGACAUCCGUACGUCUAAAGCCCCUGUCAUUCAUCCUAGUGAUCUACUUCCGCAAGUACGUCCUGGAAGCGUGUAGAUAAAGGUAGAAAUCCGAGUGGAGUGAACCUACAGAGUGACAAAGGGAGUAGGGCCUAGAGUUCUGUCACUAAUAAGACAGUAUUGGGUUUAGAACUGACUUUUAUUUUGUCUGACUUUUUUUCUUUUCUUUUUUUUUUUUGUGUGUGUAAACUUGCAUUGGAAAUUACAGGCAUUGCACUACUUUUAAUAAUUUUUGUUUUCUCUUUUUUAUUUCUUCGCAUCUUUCAGGCCUAUUCGUAUUGAAUGCUGCAGGUUUUAAUUUUUUUUUUUUUUUUUGUAAUUUUUGGAAUUGUAUAGAUGUGUGCUCUCUUAGCAGGGUGCUCCUCUUAGCGUAUUAGCUUCAGCAUCCCAAUAGAACGAUCCAUCCGAUCCGACGUCCCGCUCGAGUCGGGUAUCCCGACUCCUGUAUCCCGAGCGCCGCCGCCACCGUGCUUCAAGGAAUUCUUGUUAUUAUUAUUUCUUUUGAAAAUCCCCAGGCUUUUCUGGAUCCCGAUUAUUUUAUUUUUUUUAUUUCCGCAUGCUUUAUUAUCUAAAUACAAAACACACACACACACACACACACAAGCUGAUUGUAUUUAAGCCAAAUUGCUAACGUUUUAGCCAUGUGGCUCUGUGCUUCCCAGGAUGCUUUGCAUGGGGACAGCGAGUGUCGUGAACUCUGUAUCCGGAUUUCUUUCCAGCGGGCUUUGUGUGCUGAGUUCCACGUGGAAAUGGACGAACAUCAGGGCUUAUGAAUCUGCUACCGAACCCAAACUAAUCCCAGAGCCAUGAGAAGUGCCUACAACAUUACAAGAGUUUUAGUUGAUUUGGGUUUUUUUACAGCAUUAUUAUUAUUAUUAUUAUUAUUAUUAUUAUUAUUAUUAUUAUUAUUAUUAUUAUUAUUAGGGAUGCAUCGAUAAUUUUUUCCGUUCUCUUCCUACUUGCUCUUAAUCGAUCAGGGACGUCAUUUAGCUCGGUUUACAUUUCCCUGCUUUAAUCAACAUCCAUAAAACGACCACGUAUUUAACAAGGCUUGUUCUGUUGGUGAUUAUAAAAGAAUGAAGCGUUCGCUUUUACAUGAAAUAGCUACGUAAUUCCUAUAAGUAUCAUUAGCGAGCUGGUUAACGGCUAGCUACAUUCGUUCGGUUGGAUCGGAUCGAGCCGUAGCUCAGAGUUUUGUUUCAUUCGUUUUCGUUUGCUUUCAUUCCUUCAGAUUGUUUUGUUCUCAUCACGUCUCAAUCACGUCUCAACCCUGCUAGCAUUUGCUUGACCGGUGCCGUUUGUUGCUAGCGGUGAACUCUCAGUGUGGCCGGACGAAUCUUAAAGUUCGUCCAGUUUGUUGUCACCCGACACUGUUUAUGUUGUUUUAAUACGAGAGCAAAUCAGUCAGUUCUUGACUUUCGCUAUGAUUGUCGAUGCAUCCCUGACUCUUAUACUCGAUCCUGUGGGGCUUCCACACAGGCUAAAUAACACGUAUAAAUAAAUACCGCAGAUUAACAUCAACAAACCCGCGAGGACUAAAGCUCCGAGACACUCAGUAGCGUAAGCCGCAUUUUCACAGAACCUAGCCUUCGAUAGCGCUUCUGUUUUGUUUUUUUGUUUUUUUUCACCAGUUCUGUUCUUUUCAUCACGAGACCCUGGUUACAUACCACAUGAUUGCGUUCAAGGUGCUGACAUGAGAAUCUCUAUAUAUCAAUUAUAUAUAAAUAUAUAUAUAAAAGUGCAUGGUGCUUUCUAAAAGGAAAAAUAUUACAAAGCUCAGAUGAGCACCGUAUCUUUGACAUGGGCGCAUGGCAGAUAAUCUUAGUAGAAUCUCUGAAGCUAAGCUCUUACUCGAAACUACUUAACCCCUCGAACCCCCACGGUACAGAGCGCAUCGGGAUUGCGAACGGAUGAGUUUUUUACCUUGCGAUGCGCGACAUGGGUUUUGAAUUUUAACCCCUUGCAACAACCCUGACACCACUCCCCCAUCCACCCAUUCCCACACCCUGACACCCAUCCCCCAUCUACCCAUCCCCUCACCCUAGCACCCAUCCCCCAUCUACUCAUUACCCCACCCCCUUCACCCAUCCCCAUCCACCCAUCCCUCCACCCUGACACCACUCCCCUAUCCACCUACCCCCACAUCCUGACACCCAUCCCUCAUUCCUCCAUACUCCCACCCUGACACCCAUCCCCCAUUUCCCCAUAAUCCUACCCUGACACCCAUCCCCCAUUCCCCCAUACUCCCACCCUGACACCCAUCCCCCAGUCCCCCAUACUCCCACCCUGACAUCCAUCCCCCAUUUCCCCAUAAUCCUACCCUGACACCCAUCCCCAUCACCCCAUACUCCCACCCUGACACCCAUCCCCCAUUCCCCCAUACUCCCACCCUGACACCCAUCCCCCAGUCUCCCAUACUCCCACCCUGACACCCAUCCCCAUUCCCCCAUACUCCCACCCUGACACCCAUCCCCCAUUUCCUCAUAAUCCUACCCUGACACCCAUCCCUACACCCUGACACCCAUCCUCCUCAUACUCUGACUCUGACACCCAUCCCCCAUCCCCCCCUCUCCGCCUACCCUGACACCCAUCCCCCAUCCAUCCCAUAGUCCUACCUUGACACCCAUCCCCCCAUACUCUGUCCCUGAUACCCAUCCCCCGUACUCUGACCCCAACAACCAUCCCCCCAUACUCUGUCCCUGAUACCCAUCCCCUCAUACUCUGUCCCUGAUACCCAUCCCCCCAUACUCUGACCCCAACAACCAUCCCGCCAUACUCUGACCCUAAUACUCAUCCACCCGUCCCCCCUUACUCCUACCCUGACACCCAUCCCCCCAUACUCUGUCCCUGACCCCCAACCCCAAUCCCUCCAUACUCUGUCCCCGACCCCCCAUCCCCUGACCCUCAUCCCCACACCCUUGACCCCAUCCCCCGACCCCUUCAACUUUGCACGAUGUUUUAUAUAACACAUUAUGUGCCUUGCCUUUAGUUAAGAACAAUAAUACAUGAUUGAGAGUUGUAAAUGAAUUUUUUUAUGUAACCAAUCGUCGCUGGAAAAAAAACAUUGUAAAAAAAAUAAAAAUAACGAUGCAUGUUUGCUUGUCACUAUCUGAUUAGGACUGAUAGAGUGCAGUCGAUUGAGACGGGUGAGACUGGCUUUCCUUUGACCCCGCCCCCCACCCCCUUCGAUAUGUCUGCUAGUCGUCUGUUCGCUGCAUGAAAAUGAAAUUCGCUUUUUUCUUUCCUUCCGUUUUUCCUUUUCAUUUCAGAUAGUCACUCACGCCCUUUUAAUUCACCCGAGCUGCUGCUGACGUUAUUGUUAUCGCUUUCUCUCACUCUCUCUUCUAAUUUUUUUUAACUAUAUAGAAUGACCGUAGCUUAGAGUACGGACUGAUGCUGACAGCCAGGAAUGAACGAAAAAAUUACACAAAUCAAAGAGAAGGAAUGUUGAGAUUUUAUUUUGUCGUUUUGCUUUAUAGAGUCUUUUUUUUAAAAAAAAAAACGUCAUAAUGGUGAAUUGGGAACAGAGCUUUUGGAAAUUUUACUCCUAGGAUUCUAAGAUGCAUCUCAAUUCUAACAAUUCUGCCUCAAUACACAGGAACUAGAUCAUCGUUUUUUUUAAAAAUGGUAAAGCGAAGAUUUAUUUUUUGUUCAAAAGUCGUGAACAAUCAUGUUAGAAAAGCUAGCUAGCUUGAAGAGAAACUCGCAGUUUUAUCCUAAAAGUGUGUUUGUAAAACCAAUUUUCUGUAUCAGAAGACCAAAAAAAUCUGGACAGUGCGCAAGUUCUGUCUUCAGACGUCAAUUUGGGAAUUUUUUUUGAAGGAAAUUUGAGCGGAAAACUGAUCUCCUUGUCUAACAGAGACUCCUGAAGUGCAAGAAAAUAAUCAAGUAAAUCGUAAGAAUCGCAAAUCCCAGGAUUUCACAUCCACCCAUCCAUCUUUUAUACCCACUUAAUUCCUAAUUAGGGUCACAGGGAUCUGCUGGAGCCUAUCCCAGCACACAUUGGGUGAAAGGCAGGGGUACACCCUGGACAGGUCACCAGUCCAUCACAGGGCCACACAUAUAGACAGACAACCACACACACACACACUCACUCCUAUGGGCAAUUUAGAAUCACCAAUCCAUAUAAUGUACAUGUUUUUGGACUGUGGGAGGAAACCGGAGUACCCGGAGUAAACCCACGCAGGAACGGGGAGAACAUGCAAACUCCACACAGAAAGGCCCCUGUAUAUUCCACAUACUAGAGCUAAUCAUAAGCUUUAAGUCUAGAAUCGAGAUGCAUCCAGAAUCAUUUUAGCCAAUUAUUUACACUCGUAGCCAUGGUACCCGGCAUCCUCCUCUGUCCGAGACUCCCACCAUCUCAGUGACUCGUCAUUAGCACCUUUGCUAGCACUUCUGAAUGACCGUCAUGGCGCUACGCGACAGACAACAGCGUUUUUGAAAGUAUUUACGAAUUUGAUACCACCUCAGCGUCCAGGCUACAGCUCGAAACAUCAAAUUUGGUUAGAAAAAGUGUGAGGUGAUUAUGUCGGCUUGUGAACAUCUUCAGUGAAACCACCGGUUCCGUCUGCGUAGUGCUACCACGAUGCAUGUGGAGUAGAGUGUAACGUGGACACGGCGGCCAUGUUGGCUUCCGGUCAUCGUCGCUGUAAGUGUUAGCAUUUUUGGAGAGUUUUUCCUGACUGGUUGUUUUGAUUCGAAUUCCAGCUUUUGAAAGUCACUCAACAGUGUUUCCCAUCCUCCAUCUCUCUCUCUCUCUCUCUCUCUCUCUCUCCCGUCUCUCUCUUUCACCCUGUCUCUCUCUCUCUCUCUUUCCUCCGUCUCUCCCCCGUCUUUUUCCCAUCUCUCUCUCUCUCUCUCUCCCCCAUCUCUCUUUCCUCCGUCUCUCCCCCAUCUUUUCCCCAUCUCUCUCUCUCUCUCUCUCCCCCAUCUCUCUUUCCUCCGUCUCUCCCCCAUCUUUUCCCCAUCUCUCUCUCUCUCUCUCUCCCCCAUCUCUCUUUCCUGCGUCUCUCCCCCGUCUUUCCCCCUUCUCUCUCUCUCUCUCUCUCUCUCUCUCUCUCUCCCCAUCUCUCUUUUCUCCGUCUCUCCCCCAUCUUUCCCCCUUCUCUCUCUCUCUCUCUCUCACACACACACACACACACGCCUCUUUAACUCUUUUCAGAUUUCAGUGUUUAGUCCAGAACUUCGGAGCUGUGACUUGACGAGUUCCAGAUCCGUGUCCACGGCGGUUAACGUGAUGAUGUGGUUUGUUACACUACGACUUCUCUGAUUAGCCAUGAGGUCGUUCCGGCUGACGGUCCAUCUGAGUUUUUUUUUAUCCUAACUUGAAUUCUCGCAAAUUAACAAAAUCAACAUUUGGGGAUUUUUUUCUUUUUCUUUUCUUUUUCUUUUUUUUUAAACUAGGACUUGAUUUCUCCAGAAACUUACUUGAUGUUUAUAGAUACUCCAAGUACUUUUGUAUUUUCUGUCUUCUUUUUUUUUUGUGUAAGGUUAGCAUGUAGGAAAGCUAAUUUAUAGUAGAUGACUUGCUAGCGUAAAGGGAGCGUGUGGAAAGAGUAGCUGGAUCAUGUAAUCAUCAGUUAAAGGCCAUGUUCUAGUUUCGUGAUGAUUUCGGCGAGACGUAUCGUUCCUCCGACGCCGAGAUGCAGCUCCGGUAGCUUUUACGAUUCGCUGGUAGUUAGAUUAAAAAGGGGAAUUAGAAUAGAAUGAGCGUUAUUUUUUGUUUACAUGAAGCCCGUGGUUAAGAUCUCUGAAGAUCGUUAAUGGAGAAGUCGCACCCUGGCUGGAGAGGAUAGAACCGCGAGGAUAAAAACAGUGAUAAAACCCGUAUCAUCACAACCCACAUUACACACACGCAACAGACAGAGCUGUCAGCAUGCAGCAAGCCACUUUCUUUUUAUUUAACAGAGCAGGUGAUGAGGAAGAGCUUCUGCCCACGAUGAAGAUGCCCAGGCGCCGUGGCUACGACACGACCACAGCACCUUACCUUUAAUACACUUAUUCACCUCGGGGUGGGUUUUUUUUGUGGUAAUAAUAAUAAUAAUAAUAAUAAUAAUAA
Molecule: messenger RNA, 9952 nt
Organism: Hemibagrus wyckioides
Lineage: Eukaryota; Metazoa; Chordata; Actinopteri; Siluriformes; Bagridae
Gene: nfic
Product: nuclear factor I/C
Exons: 11
Coding region: 614-2128 (504 amino acids)
Biological process (GO): regulation of transcription by RNA polymerase II
Cellular component (GO): nucleus
Molecular function (GO): RNA polymerase II cis-regulatory region sequence-specific DNA binding; DNA-binding transcription factor activity, RNA polymerase II-specific
Source: RefSeq, a predicted model, not a curated record